CUCGAGGCACGAGCAGAGUACCUGCUACGAAACAAGGUCACUCAAAGCGUGCUGGCAAUGGACCCCGUUCUCAAGGCAGUUCAUAGUGGUGCAAACAACACAGACGCCGAGAGGAGACUGCUGCCGAUGGUCCAUGAAAGAGACGUGAUAUCUAUGUAUCACAGCACUCUCGCGUCCCGGCUGUCAUCGACCUUGUCUGCCCUAGCAGCAGCAGAAAAAGGCAGCGUCGUUGCAAAUGAAAAGAACAAAGAGUUGUCCCAGAUCCUACUCGAGCUUGCUGAAGAGACCAAGAGUCAGUCGACAGACGAAGUCGAGGAUCCGAAGCUACGCGACAGGCUACAGGCUCUAGAUAAGAGCGUCAAGUUGUCCCGCAGACGAUGGCGCAUCAUGAAGAGCAUCAUAUCCGGCAUGAUUGUCGGCAGCGGCGUCGAGUGGGCAGACGACAACGUCUUAAGAGAGUUGGUCAUGGACGAUGAAGACGAUAUAGACUGA
Messenger RNA from Mytilinidion resinicola, 492 nucleotides. RefSeq lists its product as uncharacterized. Gene Ontology annotation, biological process: kinetochore assembly. Lineage: Eukaryota; Fungi; Ascomycota; Dothideomycetes; Mytilinidiales; Mytilinidiaceae. The transcript is spliced from 2 exons. The record is from RefSeq and is a predicted model, not a curated record. The annotation marks the transcript as partial. Gene Ontology annotation, cellular component: kinetochore.